GCCUCUGCCAUCUACUGACAUCAGUUAGUAUUGAAAUACAAGUACAAUUUUUGAUGUUCCAUAGUUUUGGAGAAGUUAGGUGCAAUUGUUUUAAAGUUUUGUUAAUUGAAUCCCUUAUCUGUCAUGUUGUCAACACAUCUGUGUUUUAAAGGAUUUCUGAGCAGUGUGUUUGUGUGUGUGCGUGCGUGCAUUUUGUGUGUGUGUGUGUGUGUGUGUGUGUGUGUAUGUGUGUGUGCGUGCAUUUGUGUAUGUGUGCGCAUGUGUGUGUGUAUGUAUGUGUAUGUAUACAUGUGUUCGUGUGUACGUGUGCGCAUGUGUGUGUGUGCGCGCCUGUGUGAGUGUGUGUAUGUGCGUGUAUGUGUGUCUGCAUGUGUGUGUGUGUGUGUGCGUGUGUAUGUGUGUCUGCGUGUGUGUGCGUGUGUUUGUGUGUGUGUGUGUGUGUGUGUGUGUGUGUUUUUGUAUUUUUCAGGUGUUCUGAGCCAGACGGGAUGGGGAGUGACUUACACCCCUGAGGGAAUCUGUGCCUUAAAGGGGUCUUCAGUAGACAUGAGCUGCUCUUACUCAAAUCCCACAUCUCACACAGUGCAGAAAACAUUCUGGUUUAUUCACUGGAACAAGCCACAGGAGCCUGAGGACCUGUCCAAGGACCCAGAGUAUUCUCACCGUGUGGAGUACCUGGGGAAUCAGAACAAUGACUGCACUUUCAGAAUAAACCAACUGAGAGAAACUGAUUCAAAAACAUACAGAUUCAGGUUCCUGAAUGAAUGUGAUCGAUAUACUGGAGAAACUGGUGUCGCGUUGGAAGUCACUGGUAAUUAUUUUAUGCUAUAAACUCAGAGGAUUCUCUACCCACAAGUAUGACUGGUAGCUUUAUUACAGGUUUAAUUUGCUAUUUGCAGAUCUACAGGUGAUGCUGAAUCCUGACACAGUCACAGAGGGACGGAGUGUGAUACUGACCUGUAGCACCACCUGCACUCUGACUGGCAGCCCAGCCUUCAUCUGGUACAGGGACGGAGCUCCUCUGCCCUUCACUGGUCAGAGUCACCAGUUCAGAGCCAGCAGUGAAGACCGAGGCAGCUACACCUGUGCUGUGAAAGGCUAUGAGCUUCAUUCCCCUGCAGUGGCUCUUAAUGUGAGAUAUCCUCCUAAGGGCACCUUAGUAUCAGUGACCCCCUCUGAUGAAAUAGUGGAGAACAAUUCAGUGACUCUGACCUGCAGCAGCGAUGCCAGCCCACCAGUGCACAGAUACACCUGGUAUAAGAAUAAUAGAGCUGAAUCCUCAUGGAGAGGAUCCAUUUACACCAUUAAAAGCAUCACACAGCAGGAUGCAGGAGAAUACACCUGUCUGACAGGGAAUGGGAUUGGGACAGACAUCUCACCUCCUAAACGUCUUGAUGUGCAGUAUCCUCCGAAGAACGUCUCAGUAUCAGUGAGCCCAUCUGGUGAAAUAGUGGAGGGCAGUUCAGUGACUCUGACCUGCAGCAGCAGUGAUGCCAACCCACCAGUGCAGAACUACACCUGGUAUAAGAAUAAUAGAACUAUAUCCCCAUGGGGAGGAUCCAGUUACACCAUUAAAAGCAUCACACUGCAGGAUGCAGGAGAAUACUACUGCGCGGCAGGGAAUGGGAUUGGGAGGAAGAGAUCUUCUCCUAAACUUCUUGAUGUGCAGUGUGAGUAUAUCAGUGCAUCUCAGCUUCAUACACACAGAGCAGAGAGUCAGUAUCUCCUGAGUGUCUUUGGGUAACUUCACAGCAGUAAGACACUGAGUAAAGCAGU
This is a messenger RNA of Anguilla rostrata (American eel), 1776 nucleotides long. RefSeq names its product B-cell receptor CD22-like. The record is from RefSeq and is a predicted model, not a curated record. The transcript has 3 exons. The coding region runs from base 911 to 1744 and encodes 277 amino acids. Gene Ontology annotation, biological process: cell-cell adhesion. NCBI's taxonomy places the organism in Eukaryota, Metazoa, Chordata, Actinopteri, Anguilliformes, Anguillidae. Gene Ontology annotation, cellular component: membrane.